AUGGACGUAGCUAUCUUCGGGGCUUCGUGCUCGCCGAGCUGCGCUCAGUACAUCAAAAAUUUGAACGCAAAAGAGUUCGAAGCGGAUUUUCCACGAGCAUCAGCGGCCAUUAUCCAUCGCCAUUACGUGGAUGAUUACCUGGAUAGUUUCGGAACUGUGGAGGAAGCAAUGAAGAUUGGCAGCGAGGUCAAGAAAAUUCACGCCAAAGGAGGGUUUGAGAGCCGUAACUUCUUAUCCAAUGAUUCAGCGAUUGCAGCGCAAGUGGGAGAUGAAUCAACGACAGCGGAGAAGGAUAUCCGAGCGGAAAAAGAUGAACGAAUCGAGUCAGUAUUAGGCAUGAAGUGGAUACCGAGCAGUGACACCUUUACCUAUACGGUUUCCUUGCGAGACAACCUGAAGCAUGUUCUGGAGUUCUUCGCGCUUAUCCACGCUCGCCGCCGAUGGCGCGCUGCCGAAGGUCCAGCUAACUCCGUAUGUACGGCCGUUCACAUACGUAGGCGUACAUUAUUUUGGCCCAGUACUGGCGAAGGUUGGUCGCAGCAACGGUGGAUAGCCCUGUUCACCUGCUUGACUAUCCGCGCUGUUCACCUGGAGGUUGUUCACAGUCUAUCGAAGGAAUCCUGCGUCAUGGCUGUAAGAAGAUUCAUAUCACGACGAGGUGCACCGGCUGAGAUAUUUAGCGACAACGGGACAAAUUUUCACGGGGCGAACAAUCAGCUGAAACGGGAGAUGGAGGAACGCAACAAUCAUCUGGCUACAACCUUCACCAACUCUGCGACUCGUUGGUCGUUCAAUCCGCCAUCUGCACCACAUAUGGGUGGUGUGUGGGAGCGAAUGGUUCGCUCGGUAAAGGCAGCAAUCGGAACCAUUUUGGAAGCGCAACGACGGCCGGAUGACGAGGUUCUGGAAACGGUGAUGAUUGAAGCUGAGGCGAUGAUCAACACGAGACCGCUCACGUACAUUCCGUUAGAGUCAGCCGAUCAGGAAGCCUUGACCCCUAACCAUUUUCUCUUGGGGAGCUCAAGUGGAGUGAAACAACGUCCAACGAUGCCCGUGGAUUAUCGUGCAACUUUGAACAGUGGAUGGAAGCUUGCCCAGCACUUGACGGACGCAAUAUGGAAACGUUGGAUCAAGGAGUACUUGCCGGUGAUUUCGAGAAGGUCGAAGUGGUUCGAGGAAGUGAAGGAGAUAGCGGAAGGAGAUCUGGAGCUGAUCGUGGACGAUACGGUACGAAAUCAGUGGAUCAGAGGGAAGGUGGAUAAGGUCAUUCAAGGAAAGGAUGGACGGGUUCGGCAAGUGUGGGUGCGGACGGCGAACGGAACAUUACGGAGACCAGUGGUAAAGCUGGCGUUACUCGACGUUGUAGAUGGUGGUAAACCGGAAGCCAAACAUAAUGGUUUACGGGCGGGGGAAUGUGACGACGAGUACCCCUCGGCGCGUAACGAUCGCUAG
Messenger RNA from Ochlerotatus camptorhynchus, 1452 nucleotides. RefSeq lists its product as uncharacterized. The transcript has 2 exons. The record is from RefSeq and is a predicted model, not a curated record. Gene Ontology annotation, biological process: DNA integration. The coding region runs from base 1 to 1452 and encodes 483 amino acids. NCBI's taxonomy places the organism in Eukaryota, Metazoa, Arthropoda, Insecta, Diptera, Culicidae. Gene Ontology annotation, molecular function: nucleic acid binding.